AUGUCUGUUCCAAGCCAACAACAUUCUAUUAUUAUUAACCCUCCUCCACCAGAAUAUAUAAAUAACAAUAACAGUGGCUGUCAAACAAACCAACUUCAGUACUUACAGAGGGUGGUCAUGAAAGCCAUGUGGAGGCACAACUUUUCCUGGCCGUUUCAUCAGCCUGUAGAUGCAGCAGCACUGAAUCUUCCUGAUUAUUACAGUAUUAUAAAGAAUCCUAUGGACUUGAGCACCAUUAAAAAGCGUCUGGAACAUAAUUACUACACAAAAGCUGCAGAAUGCAUUGAAGACUUUAAAACAAUGUUCUUGAACUGCUACAUAUAUAACAAGCCAGGUGAUGAUAUUGUGUUUAUGGCCCAAGAACUAGAAAAAGUGUUUAUACAGAAAAUAGCCCAAAUGCCACCAGAAGAAAGACUAGUGGUUCUCAAGAAAGGAAAGAGAAAAGGAAACAAGCCAGAAGAAACACAGCAGCCCAACCCUGGGACUUCAAAUGAAGAAAGCGCAAUGCAGAAACAAGCUGAAAGCAGUGAGCAGCCUCCAGUGAUGACUCAAGAGCUACAUCAGGUUACACUAACUCCUUUGUCUGCAGCUAAACUGACUGCUUUAAUGCCAUCUGCAAUCCCUAUAACAAAAGCAAAAAAAGGUGUGAAAAGGAAGGCUGACACUACAACUCCUACUACCUCAAUAAUCACAGCAAGCAGUGAAUCUUCUGCAACAUUUAAUGAAAAAAAAGCCAUUAAAGCAUGCAGAGGUGAAAAAGAAUGUAUGAUACCAAAUAAGUUUCAGAAGAGACACUUGCCAGAUUCUCAACAGUCACCUGAAAGUCUUAAGAAGAUUCAGUUGUCAGAACAACUAAAACAUUGUAAUGAAAUACUUAAAGAAAUGUUUUCAAAGAAACAUGCAGCAUAUGCGUGGCCUUUCUUAAAACCUGUAGAAGUUGCAUCUUUCUCACUUGGUGAGAAUCAAGGGAUCACCAAAUGCCCUACAGACCUGGGAGCAAUUAAAAAGAAAAUGGAUAAUUUUGAAUAUAAAGAUAUACAAGAAUUUGCUACGGAUGUUAGAUUAAUGUUCAUGAGCUACUACAAACAUAAUUCUCCAGACCAUGAAAUAGUUGCUAUGGCAAGAAAACUUCAGGAUGUUUUUGAGAUGCACUUUGCCAAAAUUCCUGAUGAACCUGUUGCAAGUGUUCCUCCGCUGCAGCCUAAAAGAGAAAUGACAGAAGCUUAUUCUAGUGAGAGCAGCAAUGAUGACUCUUCAGAAGAAAAGUCAUCUGAAGACUCUGAAGAGGAGAGAACAGUGCACCUUGCAAAGCUUCAGGAGCAACUUAAAGCUGUUCACCAGCAGUUGCAGACUUUAACCAGAGUAUACUUACCUAAACUGAAAAAGAAGAGAGGGAAGGCUAAAAGGGAGAAAAGUAAGAACAAGGAAAAAGCCAAAAUAAAAAGCCUGAUUCAAAAGAAGAAAAAUCUAAAACACAAGAAGAAAUCUAAGAAAAAGCUGUCUUUAAACUUUCAGUCAAAGAAAACCAUGCAGCAGGUCUUGUUGGCACAUAAGGCAGAAGAUGAAGAUGGUGCCAAGCCUAUGAAUUAUGAUGAAAAAAGACGGUUGAGUUUGGACAUAAAUAGACUCCCUGGAGAUAAGCUUGGGAAAGUAGUCCAUAUAAUACAGUCAAGAGAACCUUCACUGAGGAACUCUAACCCUGAUGAGAUAGAAAUAGACUUUGAAACUUUAAAGGCUUCAACACUUAGAGAACUAGAGAAAUACGUGGCAACCUGUUUGAGAAAGAGACUGAGAAAGCAGCGGGGUAAACAAACAACAAAGUCCAAAGAACAACUUAAUUCUGAGAGGAAACAAGAGCUAGAGAAGAGACUACUGGAUGUCAAUGGUCAACUAAACCCAAAGAAGGAGAACCUCAAGUUUGAAAACAAUGCUGAGUGCAGUAUUGGGCCAAGCAGACUGAGCAACAGCAGCAGUUCCUCAGACUCCAGCAGCAGUACUAGCAGUGGUUCUAGCUCCUCAGAUAGCAGCGACUCUGAAUCAGUUACAGAAACCUGCUCAAAACAGGCUGGAGCCAGGCAGAACUGUCCAACUUCCAUGGAAAAGCCUAAGAGAAUACCACUGUGUUUGCAGAGGACAUCCUGCAAUGCUGUUCCACAAGCACAGCCCUCAUCCUUUACUAGUAGCUUGCAAAAACAUGGAUCAUCUGAACUACAGCAGCUCCCUCCCAAUGUACUGCAGAGGCUUCAGCCUUUACAGAAUAGAACACUUAAACCAUCAGAACAAAAUUCCCAGUCUCCCUCAGGUAUAAUUCCAGCUGUAUCUGCUGUGCAUGAUGUGCCAGACCAGCAAACUCCUCAGAGUACUGCAAGGACAAAUCAGUCUCCUGUUGUCCAGUGCACACAUGUUCUUCCAGAGGUAUCCAACACAACUUUCCAGCUUGGUAGCAGUGACUGGAGUGAACAAGCUGAGAAAACAAUACUUCUAGACAAAUCAAAUAAACUUCAAAACAAGGCCAGUGAGAGAACUGCUGAUUCAAUAUCCAUAUGUCAAGAACAAAGUCAUUGUACACCUAAUGAUAAACCUAACAGUGAAAGCAUGCUAGAGCCAAAAUUCAAAAUUCUUUCAAGAAAGGAUACAGGAUUUAAGAAUAUAGAUUCCUGGGUAAGCUUAUGUAAAACGAUGAUGAUUCCAGCUCCAAUAAAAACAUCUGCUGAGAGCUUCAGACAGUUCAGGAAAGCAGCCUUAAAGAAGAGGAGUGGGCAAGCGCAGGAGUUUAAAAGUGGCCAUGAAGGCACAGGAUUGGGUGCCAUGGCAGCGACAGACUGUGAGUCUCAAAAAAAGCAAAAGAGCAAACAACUGCCUGAAGCUCAACAACACACUCUUAUUCAAGACCGUAACUUGGCUAGAAAAAUGGAACAAGAACGCAGGAGGAGAGAAGCAAUGGCUUGUACAAUUGAUAUGAAUCUGCAGAGUGAUAUUAUGGCAUCUUUUGAAGAAUAUCUUUCGUGA
Messenger RNA from Calidris pugnax (ruff), 3009 nucleotides. It is a transcript of the gene BRDT, whose product is annotated as bromodomain, testis-specific. The coding region runs from base 1 to 3009 and encodes 1002 amino acids. Gene Ontology annotation, cellular component: nucleus; chromatin. NCBI's taxonomy places the organism in Eukaryota, Metazoa, Chordata, Aves, Charadriiformes, Scolopacidae. The transcript has 19 exons. Gene Ontology annotation, biological process: positive regulation of transcription elongation by RNA polymerase II; chromatin remodeling. The record is from RefSeq and is a predicted model, not a curated record.